Molecule: messenger RNA, 16428 nt
Organism: Xyrichtys novacula (pearly razorfish)
Lineage: Eukaryota; Metazoa; Chordata; Actinopteri; Labriformes; Labridae
Source: the annotation of a GenBank genome assembly
CAUUUCCGUAAACUUGACGAAACGAGCACGCUACGUUGGUUGUCCUGAUGCCUUAAAGCGGUGGAUUGUACACACAGGUAACCGACAGCAGAAGAGAGAAAAGUCUCUGUGAGCCUUACAUGUUUUCAGCGUGACAUGAGGACAGUUCCACUUGAUAACUCGAGGUAAUAAUCUAUACCUUUUGACGGAUCAGUUAAACGGUAUUAAAACAUGGACUGAAAACUUGAGCCAACUGUGAGGUGAGGUACCCUUCCCGGCUAACGUUAGCCAACUUUAACAGUUAACGUUGCGCACCGUGAGCUCAGCCUGUACUUGAGGAGAAUUCCUGAUACCUUUUAGAAUACUCUGCUUGUUGUGUCGCGCGUUGGUGUUUCUAUAAUGGUUGUACACAUGGCGCUAUUCCUCUCCUGAAUACUCGCAGGCUCGCAGAUCCUAGCAUAACUUUACAGAGCUAAACUCGGAGCUGUGAGGGGCAGUGCAGCCGCUCGGAGGGUGGCGCCAUUGGACACCAGUGUUGGUGGACGGUGUUUUCCUCCUUGUUAGAGGCAUUAGAUGGCAGCAUUUCAUUAAUAGACGGGCGCUAUCCUGAUACCUCUCGUUGUAUAAUCUGAAAGCCAUGUCUGCAAAGUAUCAGUAAGGCACAUAUACCAGUUUAAGGUUCAACAAUGAAAUACAAGAGAAGAAAAAUUAGACAUCAUUCUGUGUUUACAUAAGGAUUUUUGAUUUAGGAACUAUGAUUUCAUUGGGUUGUUAAUCUAAACUACUUAAGAGUCAGUUAUCCUGGUGAACAGGUUUAUUGUGAUUAAAUUGUAUGGCUUUGAUUUUAAAGCAAACCCACACUUUACUUUUAAAGUAAAAAUUAAAGUUUAAAGUUAAAAUAGGCCGGUGGUUUCAUCAUAGUGAAGUGACUGUGAACAGACUGUGGGAUCUGUCUGUGUUUGGUUUAGUCUGACAUGGUAUACUUAACCUUUGCAAACCAGGAUGUCCGCAUUGUUUUAAUGCAGGUGGUAUGCUAGGGUGUUGCCAGCAUUGCCAUAUCCUUACUUUGAACACAGGUAUACACUCUGAACAUUACACAAUGGUCUCAUGUCUCCUGACAUGUGACUGUCAUAGGAUUGUGCUACAGUAUGUAUCUGUAUUUUGCAUUGUUACCUGUUUGACUGAGGUGAACAUGCCCCAGAGAAGACAGGUUAAGAUGACCUGCUUUUGUACAAUUGCCAUCAGAUAAAGACAGAAGCAGUUCCUCGUCACUUAAAUGUGCAACACGAUGAAAUGUGAAUUUUGUCUUUAAAAUAUCUUCCAAUAAUUAUCGGCCAUUAAAAUUGCAAAAUUUCUUAAACUGUAAUGCAGCAAGUUGAGAUCUUGAGAGAUGUGAAUGUAAAUCGUCCUACAUCAGCAGAAUUAUCAUGACUGUAGAUUUCCAGCUGAAAGUUAUCCAUUUAGACAGAGCAGCAGCCCUCAGUAUUAAAGAUGCUAAGGUCUUAAUUAGGGCCCGACCGAUAUGGAUUUUUUGGGGCUGAUGCCGAUACCGAUUAUUAGGGGGGGUCAUAUUACUGAUUAAUCGGCCGAUUUUUAAAACAUUUUUUAUGAAGUUAUAAAAAAUACAAAUAUACUGUAGGUAUACUGUAGGCUACUGCUCCUCACGCUGACAGGAAGACCGACUGAUAAAACUUGGACCAGAAAAGUUUGUCUGCGGACAUAGACUCUGCAUUUUGAACCAAACAGUGCAAACUUGUUUCUAGUCAUCGUAAGUCCAAUUUUUGUGAGCUUUUGCCCACUUAAAUCUCUUUUUCUUGUUCUGUGGACGAAGUAGUGUUUUUUUGCAGAUACACAACCCUUCAGACCAGCCUUUCUCAAACAUCAUUUCACGGUUGUCAGAGAUCUUGGUUUCGACCUUGUCAUGUUGAUUUCCUCCCUUAUUUGUGGUGUUGUCUUUCGCCGAUCUCUCUUACUGGUGACAAUGCUAUGUUUAUCCUCUGCUUUUGUAGUAACUCUCUUUCAUCCAGGUCUUUUUCUGUCAUCAUAACUUCCAGGUUCCUCUAGUCUCUUCAGAGUGUAGUGGGCUCCUUUGUUAAACACCUUUAGGCGUUUUGCAAUUUCUCUUUCUGUGUAUCCUUCUUUCCUCAAUGUACAAAUCUGUACUUUUGUUUCUUUACUCAGUUGCUUCUUUCUAGCCAUUUUUGUGGUAGUUUGAACGCAGUUGAGAUUUAUCAGGAUUUUUGUAUGCAGACUCUCAAAAGCCAAAAAGUUGAAGUGAAUAAUCCAACUGUGAUUUGUUUUUUUGCUUUUGCACUGAAGUUGUGACUCUUGUCAAUGUUUUCAACUCUAAAACUAAGCCCUUAUUAUCUUUUGCUGACAUAUAUUUAGCAAUGGUCUGUUAACAUCAAUGUAUAUCUAAAGGUAAAUGGAGUAAAAUGGUGCAUUUCCAUGAAAGCAACAUCUGAUCAUGGAGUAAAUACAUCCCAAAAUACGUAAAACUCAUGCUGGAUUUUUUUUUAAAAAGCAUUGUGAACAAAAACUUGAAGUUACUCCCAACUUUUCGGCCUGUAAUGGCCUUGCUUCCAAACUUUUGGCCUGUAGUGUAUGUCCUUGUCAAAAAGUAUUUUUUUAUCACCAGUCAGCUUAGUCUGGGACCUCCUAAACCACCGUUUCUCCUCCGGAUAGUUUCACGUAGACCUUUAGGAAAGUAAUCUAUAAGGGGCCGCCAUGUGUCCAUAAAGAUAUCAUCAUUCCCUUAAUCUACUUUUUAAUUGUUUAUUUUCAGUUUUCCAGGAAUUAAGAUUCUGGAAGAUAAAAUCCUGCUCACCUUGAACUACUUUGGUUAAAGAGGAAACUAGAAGCCUUUAGGUCCCUGAACCCCCUAAAUAAACAGAAUGAACGAGAAACCUGGCAAACUGCAGUUGGUUGCAUCGAUUUUAUUGCCCUGUUAUUACAUGACCUCCGACCUCAGCUGUGUCUGAUCUAGGUAAGCUAUUUAAAGCAGUCAGGGGCUCAGACAGUUCCUACCAAUCAGAUAAAGGUUUGCAGAUGGUGGUCUGUUGGUAAAGUUGAGGCCAAUGUUCAACUGUGACUCUGUUUGUGCUUAUCUGUGUUGGUUUGUGGGAGUGUAGAGGUCUGGACAGAGGCUGAUUGUUCCUGGGAUGAUUAACGAAACAGUUUUUUGGUAUAACCAUGACUAUCUUUUCGUUCAACAAAGUUCAGAUCGACAAAAAAAUACUUAUGACUUAUCUAUGACAUCUUUUCUCGCCAAACCCCUCCCAAAAUAGAACUCUGUCUUGCUUAACAUCCAUAUUUUUGGUGUUUUUAGACUGGACCCACUGGAUUUUUUUUAGCAUUUUUCAUUGUUACACCCAUGUCUAAAGAUGGGCUGGGAGAGGCUGAUAGAAAGCUGAGUUUAUUAAAGACAAAUAAGCGAAGAAUAACCGUUUUAAGGCUGACUUUGCAGUGAUAACAUAAACCUGAACAAACUGACAGCAGCGAGUCAAGUGGGGGGAGGAAACCAGCUGGACACCUGAGCAGCAACAGGUUAUUCCAGCUGAGGGAAGUGGCAGGAAGACCCCCACACGGUGGUACAUACAGAGAGUGGAGUUCGUUCACUGAGGACUUUUGCAGUUGAAAAGUUGUGUGUGUCAUUCCUGUGGGAAAUGUUCUGUUAUUAGGAGUAGAUUCACUGUUAAAAAAGAAAAUAAUAAUAAAAUAAAAGUUAAUUUAAGUUUGGGAGCAAAGUGCUGGUUAAUUCUGCAUGUUGGUGUUUCCUGUGAACACCAAAAAGUGUUGUAGACAUCUGAGUAUUUAUAAAUACGAAGCCCCUCUCUGAUACCACAAUAAAAAAAUGUGUAUAAAUUACAAUUUAAUGGUCUAAAAAGUGCUCAAUCUGUCAUUAACUGUAUUCAGUGGGCUGCAGAUCUGAAUAAUGUGAUGUUUUAGUGGGACUUUCUGAGUAAUGGUGAAGCCUUUCAUUUAGUGCAAGUGUAAAACUUAAGCUUCACACACUUUACUCUGGAACAUUUAAGUCAUUUCAAAAUGAAGCUGAGGGUGGAGUUCAGCCCCGGGAUCCAGGAAUGAAGUGACACUUUAAGUUGGAACCCUCAUGACGAAAUAGCCCCCUCUUCCUUUUUUUUUUUUUUUUUUAAAUGGGAAAUAUUCAGCCAAUCACAAGCUCGAAUCCAAACCACCCGGCCCCGUCUCCUUCACAGCCCCUCCCCCCGGCUCUAUGUGUAUGUCACCCUUCCUCCCUUGCUUCCUUUCUCUCCUCUCGCUGCUUGCUGGCUCGCGCAUGCCGUGCCUACAUUUCCAGUAGCAGCCGAGCUCAAGAGAGCGAUAAAAGGAUAAAGGGAUUCCUUAGAAAAGAGGAAAACAUUAACAGAAGAGGGUGAUUUUAGUGGAGAAUCUGCAGAAAACGUGGGAUGGAAAAGCAUCCGGGUUCUUUCUUCGUUAACCCUCAUGUGAGUCAGAUGGUCUCUCUCUGUCUUUUCCUCCUCCUCCUCCUUCUUCUUCUGUGUUUUCAUCUUUCAUCUUCAUGUCCUCCACUCCUGUCUCUCUCACUCUUCAUCAUCAGCCCCUCAGUUUGAUUAUGUCUGCAUAGAUUGCCUUGUUUCCUUACGUUGCUGUGUCAUCCCUCCCUCUGCUUUCUGCAUGCGUCCCCACCCCCCUGUACCAUCACACUGGCUGCUGAUGCUGUCUUGUGAUGCUUGAAGUCACACUGUGCUGAAUGGAAAUCAGGUUAAAGCAGCGAGGAUUCAGGCCUGAAGCUUUUGAAUCGAAGUUGACAAAUAAGAGUUUGAGAAAGAGACGCUGAGCUACUGUCGUAAUCUGACAACACCUCAUCUCUGAGUCCUUUGAUUUCAGGGUGAGCAAAACUAAAGUGCUGUUGACGGAGAUGAUGAACCUCAGGAUUUUUGUGAAAAAACUUGAUUCAACAGAGCUGAAACUGAAAGGCAAAAGCCGCCUCUUUGGGGACACACUCAGUUUAUCAGUUUCACCAAGGAACUGUUAAUUCAGUGUUUUGAUUAUAUAUCCUCAAAAGCGUUUAAGUCAACAUUAACAUGAGGGAAAGUUGAGAAACGCUUUCAUAAUCCCUGAGAUCAUUUCCGUUUGAUGAUAAACGUAUCAGCGAAUGAAGUAAAACUGUCGAUGAGGUGAACAUUUACAAAUAAAGACACGUUGCUUUACUCUCAUUGGCCCUAAGCUCUCAAAGCGAAACUGAGACCAAAACUUGUGGUACAGAGUGGCAGGCAGCAUCUGUGCAUGUUAUUGUGGACUGCUGUGAUCAUGAGGUGUUUCUUAAUGAAUUAUCAGUGAAAUGUAGAGAUGAGACUGUGGACUAAAAUCAGCAUUAUUAACCCGCUGAUUCCUAUUAGGACCUUGUUCUUGGUAAAAGUCGUAUUCUCACUGUUUUUCCAAUCAUUGUGACCAACUGAGUGAUGUGAACAAACAGUUAAAGAGUUAAGACUGAAGUUUGGCAGUGUUGAACCUGACCUCUGGUCUUUCUCUGCCGUCUGACCUACAAAUAACUUCAAAAAAUAAAGCCAUGCGGGCUCAGCUUGGGUUUUAUGGGUGUUUGAUUUUCAAUUUGUUCAGUUAAUCAAGGAGUAACACAGAGCGGAGAGCUAAUACGAGUUUCAGUUUAACGUGUUUGGCAAAAAAACAAAUCUGUUCACUGCAGUAUCCCCUGGGUAAAAAAAGAAACUGAACUUUUGUAGAAGGCCAUGAAAUCACAUGACAUUUCCUUAAAGAGCAAAGGUGCGUCUGCAAAGCACGAACAUCACGUAAGUCUUAUAUAGAGAGGUCAUUCCCUCAAAGAAAACACAUGUUUAUUUAUACCAGUAAAGACACUGAAUAUAGCACGCUGAGUCUGAAAAACUUUGUCACUGUGUUUUUAAGCAAACACAGGAUGUGUGGUUUGGAGGCUGCAUGCCACUCUGCAAAAAAAACAGCCACGUUAUUGGCAUCAUGAUACAAUUUUUUUUUUUGCCAUUUUGGACCUUUUGUUCUUCUCUAACAGCUGAAACAGUAUGUUUGUAAUUACAUCACAUAAUAGCAUUUUUAAAUGUGAAAUAUUUGCUUCAUCGUGUCAGUCCAACUUAAACCGGGUAGUCCAACUGAAAUUGCAGCAUGUUGGACUAACUUAGAUGAUUCAGCUGGAGGGAGAUUUUCUCUUGUAUGUGUAUGCCUCAGUGAGUUUUGAAUGGGCGAAAUGUUCUCCACAGUUUGCACCCUUUUGUCUUUGGACGUUAAUGUGAGGAAGUAAACAGGAAGACAUUAUAAACAUUUGGACUGGGACGAUAUGCUUUCCUCCCCGAUUCGGUUGUAAAUUAUGAAAUUGUAAAACAAAAAAUCAUGAUACUUGUGAGAAUCAAUUUCGUGGAGUUAGUAUGAGUUGUCCUUGUUUAGCCUCUUAUGUCACCCUUUGUAGUAUAGGUGGACAUACUUGUUAGCCUUGUAGAUCUGGUUCACCCUGUGUCUUACUGUUACACAGCAUCAUCAUGACACUCAGACUCAGGCCUGAGCUGUUCUUGACAUGACCAUCAUUGUAAUACUGGUGUGAAUAUUCAAGACCAGGCUGUAGAUGCUGACAGGAGUCCUGAUUUGUGUCUUUGAAUGAAGUUGGGCUGUGUUCUGAUCUCAUGAAUAUGGCAGCAUUCUUAAAGCAGCUGAAUCCACAUGACGCUCUACGGUCCUCCUGUUAACAAGGGGCUGAAUAUUUUCCGAGGGAAUUUUCCUGUCUUUCAGAGCAGCACACACCCCGCUCCCUUCAUUUAGUUUGGGUCUGGAAUAAAAGUGUGAACAAGUGGAAUUUCUCUUUAGAUUUGAAAGCGGGCAUGAUUUGGAUCCUAGUUUCAGAUCAAUUACCACAUGAUGAAUGUGAAGAAUUUGUCCUCAGUGCCAAAGUGGGAACUCUCUUUUUCAAAAAUGUCUUUGUUUGUUGUUCAUUUUCAUGUCAAUGACCCUUCGUUCCUUUUCCCGGAGAGCAAAGGAGUGAAACAGAGAAAUCUCACUCAGUAGACUAAUCUGACCUCAGGGGGUUGUAAAUUCCUAACACUCAAUCCGCUGUGGAAUCUGACGUCCUCCUGACCUGCAACAUCGGCUUUUAUAUUUACAGUACACACACAUGCACACACUAGGAUUUCUCCAAAUUAAACACAGGUGUGUGUGUGUGUGUGUGUGUGUUUGUGGUGUGUUCUCAUUUACUUGAGCCUCCAUUGAAAAGGUGUCGGCACGUGUCUGACACAGUGGAGGGCAAGUUUUCGUUUCUUGUAGACUAUCUUUCGACUGCAGCGAUGUUGCUGGAGCCUUCAGGGUCUUCAGUCCUGAUGAGAGCGCAGCAUUUUCUGAUGUUACUGUUACCACACACACACCUGUUUAUCCAGUAGUGUUAAGAAAUGCUGCUGUCAAGUAUUUGGAAAAAAUGCAUUGAAAUAUUGGGACGAAAAAAAAAAAAAUCUCACGAGGUAAUGAUAAUAUUUGUAAAUCCACAGUAUGAUAACUACUGCAUCAUCGAAAGACAAGUAAAGACUGCAGCUGCUCAGAGGAGCAAUGAGAAAGGACAGUAUUGUUCCUGUAGUAGUACCAGUACUUUAGGGCUGGGAUGAUAUGCUUUUCUUCCCGAUUAGAUUCUUCCACGAUUUUUUUGGAUGCCGAUUCAACUUAAAUUGCGAUUCUACGAUAUUGUCAAUUUUCUCGAUUUUUAGUCUGCAUUUUUUUUACACCAGUGAAACAGUUGAAUGAUUAUGAUUGUCUACUGACUAUUCCAGGAACCGUAUUUCCCCCCCAUUAAGAUUUAUUCUUAAAUUUGAAAAGGAAAAAAAAAUCAAUUUUUAAACAAAAAAAUCAAUUUAAAAAUUGUAAAACAAAAAACUGCAAUACUUACGUGUACUUAGAUUCUACCUGAAACAGAAACGACAGAUUGCGGACAUGUAUUAGAGUUAAAGGAAGCUGGUUUCAAGACUUAUCGUGGUGCAACAGGAGAUGUACGUUAGUGUGAAGUUCCUGUGAAGACAGUCCUCCUGCAGCAGCAGCAGCAGCAUCUGGACAGCUGAUAAACACCCAGUAAAGACAGUUUCUCUACACUCUUCCCUCUGGAGCCAAACCUUUUGUAUUAUGUGUCAACACAAAAGUCAUUAACAGCUGACUACAGAUCGGAGAUGGGAUUUUUUCUUCAUUUUAAAGUCAAAAUAAAAGCGAUGUGAGCUGGUAAAACUUUGUCUGUUAGAUCUGAUGGUGACAUGUUGACUUCCGUUUUCACUUCUAAUCUAUCUUGACACCAUUAAAGCUGUUUUUAAUCUCUUCUCUCUGGCUAAACCAAACAAACCAACAACUACUCAGUUCCUUAUCGUCUAAGAGCACUUUCCUUCUGUCAUGUGACAGAGGUGUCCCAGGUGUGAGUGUGACCUACCUCUGCCCCGCUAUGCAAAGCACUGCAGCAUGUUUUUUUUUUUCACCUAUAGAAAAUCUGUCGGGUUAGCAUGUUUUGUUAAAUGUAAAUACAAAACAUCUUUAGUGUAGCUUUGUUGUGUUUUCAUGCAACAGCAUCUGAAUAUUUGGAAGGCCCAAGUGAGUAUAAACUGUGGUAGGUUUGUCCUGAAAUUAAAGGAUAACAUAAAGCCCAACAAACACGUCACAGGCCCUCACCCCUUUUUUUUUUUUUCUUCUUCCAUUUUGUUUUCUAGGAGCUCUACUAUCUGAAAACACAAAGGAGCAGAGACAAGAUGGAAAGGAAAAACAUGGACGAGCAAAAUCGGGUAGGAGCUGCAUCUGGAGAUGAAACUUGAUUUAGAGCAUCGACUUAAUAUUUAGAUCAUAUCUGUAAUGAAAGAAAACAGCUGUGGAGAGUUUGUAGAGAGGAAUGGUCUGAGGUAAAACAAAUCUAAUCAACUUUCUGUCUUUCUGUGUGUGUUGGUAAUAUCUUUAUUUGGUGAAGUGUCGGAGAAAGUUGAGGGUGUGUGUGGCAACAUGCAACAGAGCGGACUACUCUAAGCUGGCUCCUAUCAUGUUUGGGAUCAAGUCCCACCCUGAUGAGUUUGAACUGGAAGUCGUGGUGCUCGGCUCUCAUCUCAUCGAUGAUUACGGGUAAGACCAGCAGAAUGACAGCAUCUUUGAAAUAAGCUUGUUACAGUUAUCAAUACAUCUGGUUUUGACAGUAAAACUCCAUCAAUUAAACUCUCCCUCUGUACUUUGUUUCUUUCCUUCUUUCUCCUCCGCAGAAACACUUUCCGUAUGAUCGAGCAGGAUGACUUUGACAUCACAUCCAAACUCCACACCAUCGUGAGAGGAGAGGACGAGGCAGCCAUGGUGGAGAGUGUCGGUUUGGCACUUGUGAAGCUGCCUGAUGUCCUACAGAGGCUGCGCCCGGACAUCCUGGUUGUACACGGUGACCGAUUUGAUGCACUGGCUCUAGCUACUGCUGCAGCUCUCAUGAACAUUAGGAUACUUCACCUGGAAGGAGGAGAGGUGAGGAGUAGGGCUGAACCAUUUUGGUAAAUGAUCUAAUCGCGAUUUUUUUUCCCUCAAUAUUGCGGUUGCGAUUGAAUAUGCAAUUAUUAUUUGAAGGUCCUCAUAUAAAUUAUAAUACAAAUUUACGUGAUGUUAUUGGUGCCCAAAACACUGAAGUCUGGACUUUUCAUUCAGCUGUGCUGCCAUCACUGUAUUGAUACAUUUUCCGUCGUUAUGCAGAUGUAGUUUAAAGUUGAAGCUCUGGUCGCUGGUGUUUAAGCCGUUCAACUAUCGUACAUGACUUUGUUGUGUUUUUUUAAGUGCCGAUAAAGGUUAGUAGUGUUACCUCCUGAUGUAGCAACAGUAGCACGGCAGGUUCUGCACACGUUGUGCAGCAGCAUCUUCUUUUAGUCAAAAUAAAUUCACACAACUGCCAUGCUACCCCUCUUUGGUACGAAACUUUCUGCAGUGUCAGCUUCAGUCGAGCAUUAGCCCAUAGUGCAACAGUGCCCAGCGUUCACUCAUCUCCCUGCCUGCUCUGCUUUGCUCUGCCCGCUCGCAUGUCAUGUGACCAGAUCACACAACCAGUCCAAAUCGCAGCCGUUGCGGUUAGAAAAUCGCCUUUUAUUAUUAUAUUGCGAUGUAAUCGCAAAUUCAAUUAAUCAUUCAGCCCAUUCAGUGAGGAGGCAGAGAUCAAAAGUUCAAAACCGAUGCUUCACUUAUUUCCCCACUUGUUGAGUCAGGGUGUUCAAUCUGAUCUGUGUGUGCAGAAACUUUGAGGCUCAUGUCAAAAAAUGAAAAGUGACAGUAUCCUUUUUGCUUUUGUGUCUUUUCCAGGUUAGUGGCACAAUUGAUGACUCAAUCCGUCAUGCCAUCAGUAAAUUGGCCCAUUAUCACGCCUGCUGCACACACAGUGCAGAGCAGCAUCUCAUCGCCAUGUGUGAGGACCACUCUCGCAUCCUGCUGGCCGGUUGUCCUUCAUAUGACAAACUGCUGUCCACUCAUCGGCGAGAUGACUACAUGGAUGUGAUCAGGAGCUGGCUGGGUAUGUGAAGACAAACUCAUGUGACAUGUACAGUGUAUGAUGUGAGACUGUAAAGUUGUCUGUAUCUUGAUUGUGAUGUUGUUCAUUCAUGUUUCAGGUGACAAGGUGCAGGACCAUGAUUACAUAGUGGCUUUGCAGCACCCGGUUACCACUGACAUCCAGCACUCUAUCAAGAUUUACGGUCUGAUGCUGGAUGCUCUGAUCUCCUUCAACAAAAAGACCCUGAUCCUUUUCCCUAACAUUGAUGCUGGUGAGUUCCACAUACUGACCUUUCAGUUAAUUAAGUUUCCCUUCAGUGUCACUAAAUUAUAAACACAUUUAUCCCUGUGUGCGUUUAUGUUAACAGGAAGCAAGGAAAUGGUGCGUGUGAUGAGAAAGAAGGGCAUCGAGCAGCACCCUAACUUCCGAGCAGUGAAGCACAUUCCCUUUGAGCAGUUCAUCCAGUUGGUGUGUCAUGCUGGCUGCAUGAUUGGAAACAGCAGCUGUGGAGUACGAGAGGCUGGCGCCUUUGGCACACCUGUCAUCAACCUGGGCUCACGUCAAACAGGCAGAGAAACAGGUAGGUGUGACCGCAAACAUGAAGAUUAGAACCUGCUCCCACACCCAUGUUCCUGGUUCAGCCAAAAUAAAUAUUGAAGGAGUAAAGCGAAGCUUUGUUGAAGUUAUUCAACGUUCUUGAUCAAGAGCUUCUUUGGGUAUUGCAAAGUGAGAAUUGAAGACACUGGAAAGUCUGAGUGUAAGCUCGACUACUGGAUUAUAAUGACAGCAGACAUCGUUGUUGUUUUCAUUUAAAGAAAAAGAUAGAUUUAAAAAAAAAACCUUAAACCAGGAAGGAAUUAUUAUUAUUUAGAUUCUUAUUUAUUAUUAUAUCAUUUUCUUGAUUAUUAUCAUAAGGAUGUAAGAAAUCAUACAGACCAGCCUUUCUCAGCUGUCAGAUUCUGAUGAAACAGCGUUUCAGUCUGAAUAUUUGAUGGCAUGUAAGACCUGGUUUGUGACCCAUAGAUGGCGCUGAAACAUUGUCAUGAACCCUCCUUCUUGAAUAUGUUCAAAUACCAGUCCAACAGUAAAGCAGGAUAACAGUUUAAGAUAUUCAGUUCAUGAGAAUAACAAAUAAUUCUGGAAAAAAGAGGAAAAGAACUUUGUUGUUUUGACUACAAUAGGAGCAUCUUCAUUUCUGUUUUCCAUUGAUUGUUGUUGAUCAGUUAAUCAUAUGUUAGAGCAAAGAUUAUUUGGUGUCAUGGAUUAGUCCAGGUUUUCCAUCUUUACCAAUCAUACUCUUGAAAUGUCCUCUUCUUUUAGGUGAAAAUGUGUUACAUGUCAGAGAUGCAGACUCUCAGAACAAGGUCUACCAUGCUCUGGAGCUUCAGUUUGGAAAGCGAUACCCCUGGUAUGACCUGUGUGCUGCUUUGUGUGUUUCAAUCCUCCAGUGUUUCAACUGUAGACCUUUUUCAUUUACAAAAAAAGAAAAACCUUUUCGAAAGCAUUUUAACUGGAAUAAAGGAAAAAAUGCUCGGUGUUAUUAUCUGGUGAAAUAACAGCAAGUAGUGUCCAAAGUGUAAGUUACUCCCCUCAAAUACUUUCGAAAGCCCACUGACUCACCAGGCAAACAUGAAGUGUGAGUGGGACAAAGUGGGAGAGACAGGUUUGUCUCUUUUGGUUUUUAACAGAACAGUUGUUCCAGCUUUUCCUGGCUGACCAGUUAUUUAUUUUGAGGUCCAUUUAGAAAAAGACCCAAUUUUGUAUCUCCACUUUAAUUUUCACAAGUCUAAACCUCAACUGUGUUUUAUAAUCACAAUUCUAAAACCAGAUCCCACUUUUUACUUGUCAUUUUGACUGACUGCUCAGAAAGAUUGAGGAUUCUCAAACUUUUUCAAAUUAACACACGAUAUGAACAGUACUGUGACAUUGUUUUUUUAUGAUUAAUAUUUUAUUGGAUUUUUUAAUAUCGUACAUUGCAGGUACACAUGUGGCAAAUGUUGUAUAUGUUGUAGACAUUUACUUGUAUACAAAAAGUAAACAAAUAACUAUACAAUGCUCACAAUUCAGGAAAGAGGGAAAGAAAAAUAACCACAUGGUAGCAAUGACGACAUAAAACAAAAAAGAAAAGGGCAAUACAAGAACAAUCUAACAAAAGAUAACAGGACAGCACGACUUUAAAAUACUAGAAAAAAAAAUGAUAAUGAAAAAAAUAAUAAUAAUGAGGCUUUUUUUUGUGUAAUUCUGUAUUCCAUCAGCUCUAAAAUCUACGGUGACGGCAACGCGGUGCCUCGUAUUCUAAAGUUGUUGCGCUCCAUUGACCUGAAUGAGCCCCUCCAGAAGACUUUCUGUUUUCCCCCUGUGAGAGACUCCAUCUCCCAGGACAUCGACCAUAUCCUGGAGACACAAGCGGCUCUGGCUAUUGACCUAGGAGGGACCAACCUCAGAGUGGCUAUCAUCUGCCAGAGGGUAAACUGUAUAGACUGUUCCCUUUUUUAACGAUUUCUGCAAUCAACCUUUAGUUGUACUAUGGGGUUAAAUUAAAACAGUUAAACUUUAAAAAAUAUGUUAAAGCCGCCAGAAACAAGCUUCCACAUUAGCCUCUUAACAAUGUAAUUCAGGACUGUAUUGUAUGUCAUAGUAUCUAGAGUGUAUUUUAAGUGUGUUUUAGUCUAAUAUGACCUCCAUGCUCCAGCAGUCAAUAAGCUGUUUUCUUUCCCCCUCUCACCCUGCUACCUCUUUUUCUCUGCAGGGUAAGGUCAUCAAGAAGUACGUCCAGCCAAAUCCAAAGACCUACGAAACCAGGAUGCAACUUUUAUUAAAAAUAUGUGCAGAUGCAACACGGGACGCUGUCUGCCUCAACUGUAGAUUGCUCGGUGUUGGUAAGAAAAAGCACACCCUCUGUCAAAUUUACAUGAAUCCGCCAACUGUGAUUUAAAAACUCUCCCUCUGCUUCUCAGGAGUGUCCACAGGUGGCCGCGUAAAUCCCCAGGAGGGUGUGGUCCUUCACUCCACAAAGCUAAUCCAGGAGUGGUCCUCUGUGGACCUAAGGACACCCAUCUCUGACGCCUUGCACCUUCCUGUCUGGGUUGACAAUGACGGCAACUGUGCUGCUCUGGCAGAGAGGAAGUUUGGUCAUGGGAAGGGAGUGGAGAACUUUGUCACCAUCAUCACAGGAACAGGUGAGGAAUUUCAGUCAUGAAGUCAUCUAGUCAUUUGUCAAAGAGGUAUUCAUACAUUUUUCACGGGAGAGACGUAAGCAGGUAUUUCGUGAAAGAAAAGGGUGUCACUGGCUUGCUUUCAACAUCAGACCUGUGCUAUAUUUAGUCAACCCAAGAUAACAAGAUAGCCACAUUAUGACACACUGUCGAGUUUCAGAUGUUUGUGUCUCCACAAAGCUUUUAAAAUUGGCAAACUAUGAAGGCUAACUCUGGGAAAAUAACAAGUGACCUUUUUUGUUUGUUUCUUUUGCGCAUGUUGGCCUUUCAAGAUAUUUAUUUAGUCUUGGUUCUGUGAGUUCUUGUGUCCAAGUACAUUUGGACAAAGCAUUUAUCACUAUCUUAUGUGGUAAAAAAAAGAAACCAGCAGCUGUAGAGUCAGAGCCAAUUAACAAGUUGCUCUAAUGAUUUGUUUCUUUGCAUGCAGGUGUUGGAGGAGGCAUCAUUCAUCAGAAUGAGCUGGUUCAUGGCAGUACCUUCUGUGCUGCAGAGCUGGGUCACAUUGUGGUUUCACUGGACGGUCCAGACUGUUCAUGUGGAGGCAGAGGGUGUGUGGAGGCUUACGCAUCUGGCAUGGCUCUGCAAAAAGAGGCCAAAAGGCUGCACGAUGGUGAGAUGUUUAUCAUUUUUGUCAUCUGCAGAGGUUCUGCCUUUGGUUCAGUGUUAAACUUCCACAUUAUCUCAAGGAUUGUGUCUUUAUUAAAUUGAUUGAGUUAAGGAACUCAGAAGUUAAUUUUUGCCCAUUAGCCAACUUAACACUAAACACUGAUGUUUUUUCUGAACCAACCUACUUGAAACCGUUGUUCUUUUACUUGAAGUAUUUCUCGACUGUAUAAAGUUACUUUGUCAAGAGCAAAAGUGGGUACAGUUCAUCUGCUCAGUUAGUCUGUUUAAAAAGAUGCUAACUUCGAUGACAGUCCAUCACUAAUAAUCAAAAUCAACAGAUGUUAACAUAACAUUUAAACCUGUUGAAAGUCAGGCAGUCCGCCCCUCCUACUACCACAAUAGCAAGGGUCCCCAAGAUCCAAGUCCAGGAAAAGAUUUCAUCCAAACACGUUAUAUUCAUAAAGGUCUAUGGAUGGUGUACAGAUGAGCAGAUGUGUCCCCAGCUUUGGUAAAAAUAAUUUAAAAAAAAAAAAAAAAAAGAAAGAAAAAUUUAGGCAAAACCUAGUCAUGGAUUUUUGACGAUCCAAUAUGGCUUCUCUUCACAGAUCUCACUGGGCUUCACACCAUCAUCUGUUAUUUACAUGUUUUUGUCUCUUAUUUCCUUCAGAGGAGCUGCUUAAGGUGGAGGGGAUGGAUAUGAAGCUGGCUGAGCCGAUUACUGCUGCACACCUCAUCAAUGCAGCCAAACUGGGAAACUCCAGAGCCGAAGCUGUUCUUAAUAAGGGUAAGAGCACUAAAGACACACACAGUGACAGGGAAAAUCUGUUAAAAACUAUUUCAAAAAGCCAGAAAUGUAGUAUGCAUCAGAGCGAGGCAAAGGAAUCAUGGAGAUAUGUAACUAUGGAUCAGAAGUGGCUGUGAGGUGAUAUAGGUUGUUAUAAAAGUAGCCGAAAUUUAAUUUCUACUUGUCUCCUUCUUACCCCCUACAGCCUCCACAGCUCUGGGUACAGGUAUCGUGAACAUCCUCCACAUGAUGAACCCCUCUCUGGUGAUUCUGUCGGGGGUCUUGGCCUCGUACUACCAGGCUCCAGUGCAGAGCAUCAUAUCAGAGAAAGCCCUCAUCUCCGCUCAGAACAUCAAGGUUGCUGUAUCACAUUUAGAGGAGCCUGCUUUACUCGGAGCAGCUAGCAUGGUGUUAGACUACGCAACCAGGAGGACAUAUUAAAAGAUAUAACGUCCUUUUUGCUAGAGAUUGCUACAUACAAGGCUGCGAAACUGAAAGUAGUACUGCCCAGGUAGAUACAGAAGCUUAUCUAGGGUAUACUCCUUAAAGGUUUAAGUGACAAACAAUAAUUUUAAUAUAUUUUUUAAAAUAAUCUAUACCUCUGCUAUACCUCCUUUGCAGAGUGGGUCCAAUGCAGGGGUCGGAUGUCCCACCAUUUUUCUUUUCUAUGUUAUCAAAGUGAAAUCAAGCUUGUUUUUACACAAGCUGCAAAGUCACUUUAAAGCCAAAAUAACUUGUUGAAAGAGUUUCCUCUUUGUUGUUUGUCACAUGAAAGUCUGUCAUACCGAAAGCUUGGUUCAUAUGUGACCAAAAUAUUCCUCAAACAUUCUCGUGCAGCAUUAUGCCAUUUUUUUUUCUGUUUUGUCAAAUUUUUUGACAUGUUUUUGUUUUAAAUUUUAAAGUCAGUGUUGGGAUAAAAGUUUCCUUUUAUGUAACAUUUCCAUUGUCAUUCAUAUGAUUAUUUAAGGGUUGUGGGAGAAAACAAGUGCCGUUAGAAAAAGGAGCUUUUGUUUAUGAAGCCGUUUAUUUAAAGUUAAAUAAAAUGAGUAAAAACACUCAACUGGACUAUAUAUUUGAAGAAAUAAUCAUGGCUGCUACCCUAUGACAAGGACCCGGGGCUGAAUCUUUUACCUGAUUUCAGGUAAAGUUUUGGUUUGUUUGUUUGUUUGUUUUUUACAUCUCAUGAUUACAAAUCUGUCACAUUUAAAACUGACAUCUGAAGUUUUUUUCCGCCUUGAGAUAUUUUAUCUGAAAAUAUCGCCUUUAUUUAUAUGUCUGUGCUACUCUGUACAUGCUUUAUGUUCAUUUGAAAUGGAAUAAUUUUUAAUUUGGUGUGUGUCCAAAUAAAUUCAACGGUUUUAAAUAUA